UCCAAACAAAUAGAUUCAAGAUGGCCGCAGUUGAAUGACGAAGUUGGAAGUACGGGAACUUCGUGACGAAGUGUUUUUGGUGACACGAAGUUCUGAUAUUAUGCGUGGGUCGCCGUUUAAAUGUUACUUGAAGAAUACCGGCUUGUACCAUUUUUCUUUAGGCCUACAUCGUUUUAGCCGCUGUGUCAAGGAAUCUAGGGAGAGAAUUUAGUUUCGCUCAUCUGACGUUAUUCCUCUGAGCUGAGUGACACUGUGUUCGUGGUUUACGUUUGACUUUUUGUCACUUUUUGUGGGAUUCGUCACAACAGAAACGCGAUCAGGGAACUCUAACUGUUGCGUUAAAAAUGAACCGACGAAUUGAAAAAUUUGCAGGUCGAGGAAAGAAUUAAGGUUCCCAGACAACAGUAUUUUGAAGUAAUCCAUCAAGAAUACACCAGGAGUGGACGCUGACGUUUCUGCGAAUAUUUUGACUGACAGGAGAUUGUGAUGCAGCCAUUAAGCAGUGCUGAGCCUACCGAAUCGAGCAGCUCCACCCCGAGUGCAUCAGGUAACUCCAGCACCAACACAAACACUGUCACCAGCAGCAGCAGUAACAGUAAUGGUAACACUAACAGUAGUAGCCACCGCCACAGCAGCGGCAGUGGCAGCCGCUCCCGCAGCAGCAGCUCCCGCCGUCACCGGUCACGCUCCCACGGUCACCACCAUCGGCACCGUAGCCGGAGACGGCGCCACAACCCCAAGCGGGCCGAGCGUAACCUGGUGGCGGCCAUCUUAGGCAUGGUGGUCAUCGCUGUGCUGAUCUCCUCGCUGGCAGAGAAGAAGUGGUUCUACCUGCACGGUGGGCAGUGCAGUAGUCUGAAUAAGAAAAAUGAAGAUCUUGGCGCCUACCAGUUCCUCACCCCUGGCAUAGAAACCGAUCCUGGUUACAAGUACUGCUUCAAUUUCCAAGUGGUGUCCAUUAUGCGCUCAGUCAUCGCUUUCAUCUUCCUCGCGAUCACUGCCUCCCUGUUUGCCUUCUUCCUGGACACGCUAGGACCCAUGCAGCCCUCUCUGAAAGUCAUUCGGCGCCAUGCUGUAGGCAACAUUGUGACAGUACUGUUGUGUUUAAUGAUGUGUGGUUUCUGCCACUGGUCGGCCUCAUUGAUGGAGGACGUCUUGAACCAACACAAGCUGGCAGAGGGCAGCAAGGUGGUGGUAGCCUUUGGCAUCGGUUACUACCUCAUUGUAGCCUCGGGGGCGCUCUCGGUCAUCAUCGCAGCCACCAACCUGCUUCGGCCGUACUCAUCCUACGAUGAAACCCCUCGAGAGAGGCUGAUUGAGGAUUGGGACCAGCUCCUGGAGGCGGAGCUUGCCAAUUCAUCCAAUGGUCCACCACUCAUUAACCCUGCUAAUCUACCUGAACCGCCACCUUACACUCCCUAGAGUAGCAAUUUUUAUGAAAGACAAUCAAUAUACAAGUAGUUUACACAGAAAAAUAAUUCUCUUCAGUCGCAUUAAUUUUUUCCCGUGAACGUUAGCAUCUGAUAGCAUCUGAAUUUUUUCUGGGUGUUUUUAGAAAAGGAAAGUUAGUAUUCACAUGAAAUGCUACAGGCCCAGCUUGAAAAGUCCAACGUUUGUGUCACCUUAUUGGACGUAAUGACAUACGUGUUGUAAUGACAUACGUUUGUUCUACUUGGUAGUAUCGUAUGACAGUUUACUUUACAAGAUCACAGACUGACAAAACGGCAGUGUAUUCAGUGGGCUACUCGCUCAAGUAGAUUCAUGGCACAAACGUUAUUGCGAGUUGAGUUUGGAUCAUAAUUAUGCUGUCUCAUAUUUUUCAAGAGUGUCUUUUAUAUUGAGAACUGUAGUUUUAUAACUAGCCAAAAGAAACUGGAAAUGCUUUUGGCUUCCGGUAUUUGGUGUUACUGAUUGGAUAUGUUUUCAUAUUCUUCUGCCCGUGACUCAGGCAAAAAACUGCCAGGGCCUCCUCUCCCAUUGAAGACACACUUGAAAAGAGUCUAAUAUUUCAGGAAGGAUGGCAGCCUAAUAACUCUUGGCCAAUAAUUACUUGGUCCUUGGUUGCAAUUCCAUGGUACAAAUAAAAUUUGUAACAUCGUUUCAUGUGCCUCUAAUAUGGAGGACACCAAUAUUUAAAAUGUAAAAUGGAAUGAGAAAGAAAGAGGAUUCUUUUGUCAAUUCUUGAAUUUCUAACUGCAAAAUUCCGUUAUAAUUUGGUUGUUGAAUGAUAUAUUGCACUUUGCAGGUGGAAUAUACUAAUGUAGAUAAGCGAUUUGCUUUGUUUAAAAGUAUUACAUGUACUGUAUGAUUUUUAAUGGAAAAGUACUUGAAAGCGCUGUCCGUAAAGGUGGAUGAUGAACUGCUGUUGAGAUCAGAUCCGUGAACGUGGGAGCCACUCCCAAAAUAUGAUGGGAAAAGUACCCACAUUCUUGUACGUUUUUCAGUUGCUGCAGUUCUAAAUCAAAAUGGUUGGAAGCCUAUUUACCAUUUAUUUGCAAGCAUCUGUCUUUGGGUCACUGUGCUGCACAAAUGUGUCUUCACAAUCAGUAGAUCAUGUUUUUUUUGAUAGUUUUGGACAGAAAUAAUGCAGUGUUGCAGAGCGAUUUGUCAUUCUGAAUAGAGUGCGUAUUCUAUAUGGGCAGCGCGUUCUGUUAAGAUGUCUGUAUAUAUUUGAUUUGAUAUAAAUCUUAUAUAUGUCUCUCGUAUAAAGGAAGAAAAAUUAAACAUUCUGAUUUAUGUAAUUAUUUCUUCUGCCUUUUAUCUGCAAAUCUAUUUAAUAUCUAUGGGCUGGGAAGUUUUUUUUUAAAUUUUAUUUUAAUGUGUUGUUGGAUUUUCCUGUCAACAUGUACUAUAACUGUAGAAGUCUCUCUGGCACUCUGACGAUUUUCUACAUUGUAUUGCUCUUCUCCGUUUUCAUCUCAUCUGAACUGCCUGGUGCCAGUUUCAUGGACUGUGGAUUUAGUACAGGUGUCAGGAUCAUGUAGAAUAUGAAAUCCUACCCUUGUUCUUGUCUUCUGAGUGUUUGAUGUACAUACCAGUACAUCUAUGCAUGUGGCCUGAAUGAGGGUCUUUGCAUUAUGUUCUACAGCAAGGGGUUCAACUCUUGUUAUGCAACUCUCUCCAAAGCAUCAGAGGCAUAGGCAAGUCCUUCACUAGUCUUCAAGUCUUGAAGUGACAGAAGCCUUCCCCUUGUUAGAUCAUCGUUAGUUAAGAAUGGUCUGGUCAAAGGACUUGUCUUGUGAUGGAUUUGACUGCGACACUGCAAAGCUCUCAUCAUGUUGGUAAAUUGCUUAUCAGAGACUGAGGCUUAAAGUUAGGAACUGAAGCCAGAACUGAGAUCAACUUCCAUAUCAGUACUAAAUUUCACAAAAUUUCCUAGAGUAUUGUAGGAAUCAUAAGGCACACCGAAGAUUGAAUGUAACCUGAAGGAAUUUCAACUAGUGUGAAUCUAAAAGGCUCUGCUUUGUAAAUCUCUUCAAGGAACGCUUAAAUUCUGCAGAUUUUUUAUGCUCAUGUUUUUCAGAAAACCUGUACACAGUUUAUUUACAGCUUACAAUCUACAACUUUAACAACUACUUGUACAUCUAUUAAGACAAUCGCAAGAGGAGAUUUUGAGAUUGGAUAAGACGAAUGGUUUGUCAAAUUAAUUCACACAAAUAGCAAAGCACCAGAAGCCAACCCUGCGCAUUAUAUGUACAAAACUUCAAAUUAUGUUUUGUAUUUACAAGACAAUGCCAAUACAUCGGGUUAGAUACAUGUAACACGAGAAAUGAAUAAAACAAUUUUUCUACCUGUGGAAGAAAAAUCAAUAAAUCAUUUUUCUGUGUUAUUUAUUUGUUAAGGUGUUAUUAGAAUGAUAUCCAUUAGUUGUGAGCUUGAUACCCCGAUAUAUUGAUAUGUAAGAGCAGAAUUAUAUGUGCUAUUUCAUAAGGUGGGCACUUUCAUCCAGAAAUCUGUGCCCAGUGGUAGAUAGACAAAAAAAACACCUGUGUCAAAUACCACAAACUUAAACGCAAACUGUGAUGAGGAUUACUAGUGGGUGACAAUGACAGUGAAAUUUGUCAAAUCAUUUUACAAAUCAUGUUCAAUGCAACUCUCCACAUGGAAUAUCUCACACGUACCAGGUAAUGCUAGUUUUCUAAGAAUUUUCUUUCUGGAACCUGGCCAACUGAGCAGUAGACUUGACUCAUGUCGGGAUCCUCAGUGACGUCUGCGUUUAUGCUUUGGAUAUGGAGGCUGCAUGUCGUUCUUUGCUUUAUGCCCUCUCGUGUCCACCUAUUACUGAGUUCAGAAAUCCUGACUUGAUGAAUCUGCCAACCGUUCGCACAUGGCGAAUGAGCUCAUCUACUAAAAAAGGUUGCAGCCAAUCAAAUUGCCAGACUUGUUUUUACAUUGUUAAUACCUCUAUUAUAAUGAACGAGUCUACAAGUCUGACUACUUUGGUGGAGGUUCCAAGUCUGACUGCAUGUACAUGAUUCCAUCUACAGAAAUUCUGUAUACAUUAUUCAAGAACAUGACGUUUGUACACUAUUAUGAAUGACUACAUUUCACCGACGGGGGGGGGUCUGAUUGGCCUGUGAAGUUGGACUUACUGACUGUACGUUGUACAGUCUUUGACACUAAAGCCUGAUAUCUGAGAAAGGCUAUCAAAUGAGGGCACCUUGUAAAACGUUAUGCGAGUGACCGAGCACAACCAUGUACUGUGUACAGUGAAGGGAUGGCUGAAUGGGAAAGAGCAACACACGUCCGACUUGAUUCAAGUUUAAUUGAACCGUUGCGCAGUAACCAAUAUUCACACUGUCUGUGCAUUUACAAGACUUGGACACCAAGCCCAACGUGAAAUAAAGUUCCGGGGAAAAACAUGAAGAUAAAGACAGGUGGUCAGCGUACGAAAUGGAUAAUGGUCUCCACCAUUCUUGGAAAUCACUGGGUUGUACUCGAAUUUAUUCCAAAGAGAGAGAGUCACAAGAAAGAAUAUCAUCUCUA
Molecule: messenger RNA, 4986 nt
Organism: Acanthaster planci (crown-of-thorns starfish)
Lineage: Eukaryota; Metazoa; Echinodermata; Asteroidea; Valvatida; Acanthasteridae
Gene: tmem127
Product: transmembrane protein 127
Biological process (GO): negative regulation of TOR signaling; negative regulation of cell population proliferation
Cellular component (GO): membrane
Source: RefSeq, a predicted model, not a curated record